AUGAUGAAUAUGCUUUCAUCUGCUUCGCUGAACAGCAGCAGCAGCACUGAGAGCAGCAGCAGCAGCGUCAGCAGCAACGAAAGAUGCGCCAUGACUCCUGCUGCUUCUCUAGGGUCGUCCCCCGCAGCUGCAGCGCAGGUGCGGCCAGCAGUCUCCCCACCGGCUGCUGCUGCUGCUGCUGCUGCUGCUGCUGCUGCUGCUGCUGAGGGGUCGCCUGCUGCCUCGCUUAGGACAUUCUUGCGGCCCUUUGCAGGCGCCCAGCAGCAGCAGCAGCAACAGCAGCAGCAGGAGCAGCUGCAGCAGCAGCAGCAGCAGCAACUGACACUGGUAGCAGGAGCGCAGUUGCCUGCAGCCCCGCAGAGCCUUGAGCGGAAGGCGGAAGACAGCUGCUGCACAGCAGCGCAGCAGAGGGAGUUACUGGGGCGGCCCCAGAAAGCUGCAGCAGCCCAGAAGCAGCAGCAGCUCCUCCUGCAGCAGCCGCUGCUGCUGCAGCAGCGACAGCAGCAGCUGCUGCUGCAGGCUCUGCUGCAGCUCUUCUCUUUCUUUUCUUUCCAGAGAGGUGGCUUCGCUAGCCACGACCUGCGCUUCUUUUAG
This is a messenger RNA of Eimeria tenella, 594 nucleotides long. RefSeq lists its product as uncharacterized. The record is from RefSeq and is a predicted model, not a curated record. Lineage: Eukaryota; Apicomplexa; Conoidasida; Eucoccidiorida; Eimeriidae. The transcript has 3 exons. The coding region runs from base 1 to 594 and encodes 197 amino acids.